AUGGCGCAGAGCGGUGCGGGCGCACACCCCGGCUUCACAGCUGUGCCUAAGCAGGAGCCCUUGGCCGGAGGAGAGGAUUCUGACGAGGACGGAGAGGGGGAGACCGAGCCAGGAACAAAGCCGACCAAGUACACCGGGGUGUAUGUGGAGGCCGAUACAGGCAAGAAUGGGGUGAAGGUUGUCGCCAAGGACAAGGACGGAAAGAAGGUAACGAAGAGAGUCGGCGCGUACACAACGAUAGAGGAGGCAGCGACUUGCUACGCGGCAGCUGCCCACGUGCUGAGGCCAGGCAAGGGCACUCGGAACUCUGUGGCUUUAACACCGGCGGAUAGGGCAGCUUUGAAGGGGUGCACUCCUGAAGUCCUAAAAGUCAUGGUGGAUGCCCGCAUAUGGGUAGGCAAACAAGCGCUGGAGAGUGACUCGCCCGAUUCGCGUUCCAAGAGCGACGGUGCUCCUCGUCUGGCUCUCCGGAAUCGAGGCGAGGACGUUGACGGGGGCGACCAGGCACGCAUCGAGAGCGAUUUCAACGCUUUCGAAGAGGAGGAUGACGAGGAUGUGGGCGACGCGAUGCGCGCGAUGUUCGAAACCAACACGAACCGCGAGAACGCUGAUGUGGACACCAAUGGGGAGGAGGUGCGCGUUUCCGCGGGAGUAUUCAGGAGCCUGCUUAAGUCGCAGGACGAGAGCGCGCAGAAAGUUGCCCGCUUGGAAAACCUGCUUUUGGAGGCGCUGGCGAAGUCCGAUGGGGGACCUCGUCGCCGCAAAGCGGAGCGGCAGAGGGAUCCCGGGCAGGGAUGCAUGAACCCAAAGCGCCAGCGUCGUGGCGAGGCUGUGGCAGAGGUUGAGGACGAUGACGAUGAGGUGGACGACGACGACGACUACAAGGACGUGGCACAGAUUCGUACGUGUCGUAAGCACAUGCGGUCUGCGAAGUCGCCUGUUCUGCAACGCGCACUUGAUCUGCUGCCCGCCGACAAGGCUUGGAAGAAUGUGCCGUCGUCCCUGACUUGUGUGCAGCGCCUAUGCGAGUUGGUCCGAGUGCAGCUGUUCCUGAAGAAACCGGCCGCAACCAUGACUUUCUAUCCGAGCUCUGACGACAAGACUUAUGGCGUCUGCGCAGUGCUUGACCGCCUGCCGCAUAGCUUCGCGUGCCUUGCGCUGGCAGCGGACAAGUCACGCCGUGCUGACCUUAACAAGACGCUGAGCGAGUGGAAGACAAGGGCUGCAGGACGAGUCCGGGACAUUGCUCUCCCCAAGCUUGGAUUCUUCCGGGACGAGCGCGACGAGGCAAGCCCGUGGGCAAGGGACAACGCACGGACGCUGGAGCAGAUUCGCGAGCGCAUUGGGCUCGGGGCGGAUGAGAGCGAUGAUCUGGUGUUGAGCAACUGGGCUACCGACUGCGACGGGAUGCCGUUUGCUUCUGCGGCGUUUGCGGCGUGCGCAAAGGCUGCCUUCAUUCCGAAGAAGGCUGCACUGCCGCUCACUUUGAAGGUGUACCACCUUGCGUGGCUGGAGCACGUGGUGUCCGACAGCAUCAUGUACUGGGAGCAGAGGAUGGGCCGUCUCUCUAACUCGGCCGGGGGGAACGGCCACGUGGUGAACGGGCUCAAGGUGCUUGUGAAGGGCUCCGUUUCACAGGCCAUCCGUCACUUCAAUCCAGAGUACGACGAGGAGAAGGAGGAGUGGAUAUGGGAACGCUAUGGCCUCCGCCUUUCUGCAUGUGGGCUUGAGAGCAUGAAGCCCAAUGCAGGCGCUAGCGGAGGAGACGCCGCCGGGAACGAUGUGCAGUCGGUGUCUGUCGGGGGUGUGUAG
Messenger RNA from Closterium sp. Yama58-4, 1812 nucleotides. The record is from the annotation of a GenBank genome assembly. Lineage: Eukaryota; Viridiplantae; Streptophyta; Zygnematophyceae; Desmidiales; Closteriaceae.